Molecule: messenger RNA, 4109 nt
Organism: Juglans regia (Persian walnut)
Lineage: Eukaryota; Viridiplantae; Streptophyta; Magnoliopsida; Fagales; Juglandaceae
Exons: 8
Coding region: 286-3369 (1027 amino acids)
Molecular function (GO): zinc ion binding; DNA binding
Source: RefSeq, a predicted model, not a curated record
UUUCACUUAUAUAUAUAUAUAUAUAUAUAUAUAAAAUAAAUAUCUUGUACUUCCCUGGUUGGAGUACUGUGUAUAAUAAAAGAAGUGGCCGCAGAAGGAAGGCAAUUCUGGUGGAUUUGAGGGACUGAGAGGGGGCCAUUCUAGAAUGGAAUCGUCCUAAUUGGGUUUUCUUCCUUGGAGUCACGAUGUGAUCUCUGUAUACUGCAUUACAAUCACUACCAUGUAGAAGACUGAUCUGGUCUCUGUUGGCAUUUCAAGAUCGCCUAGGAGUUGAUCCAACCAAAGAUGAAUGUGGAAAAUGAGAACCUAGAACCAGUGACUGAUUUAGGACUUUCUGUGGGUUAUUCUGACCGGUGCAUUCAGAGACAACCGAAAGAUGAAGGGGAAAGUGCAGGUGCAAAUGCAGGUUCAAGGAUAGACAUGACAUUUUUGGGCUCCAACCCCCUGUCUGAAUUAGUCUGGUCUCCACAUAAAGGUUUGAGUCUCAAAUGUGCUGUUUGUGGCUUCACCGAUAAAAAGGGCCCUCUUAUGUGGGGUGCAGGAUCAAGUAAUGUGGCCUUCUCGCUGCCUCAAAGCAUAUCUGGCAAGAGGUCUGCUACUGGCAAACCUAUAGAUGAGGAAGUCAUUACACCACAAGCAGCAUUAUAUGCAAACGAUAAUGUCGCUGGUACAAAUAAUUCAACCAGAUCCUCUACACGUCAUGCUGGCAUAAUCCCAGGAUGUGGCUCGAACAAUAAAGAUGAGACUGGACCUGUUAGUGAUAUGGAAGAAAUGAGCUCUGCAGUGGAAUUAUCUGUUCUACAUAUUGCUCAAGAGGAUCACAGGAGAAAGAGUGAAGGCCAGGUAAAUGGAAGGAAUGCUGAUACUUUAUCUAUUGAAAUAGAUGAAACUAAACCUGAUGUGGUGGUGAAUGAACCAUUCUCUGCAGAUCUUAUUGGUGGAGGCAGAGAUCUUGGAAGUGAACAAAUACUUGGAAUGAAUAUUGCUUUGGUCUCUGAUGUUCAUCCUGUGGAUGAAUGCAAAGGUUCUGAAACUUCAGUCAAGAAUCUUAAGUCCCCAGGCAGAAGGCCUUUGGAAAAGCUUGAGCAAACUGCAGAGAAUGAAUUACGGACUCCAAUUGGUGAAAAUGCUCGUGGUGCAGUGACUAAGAUGGUAGAAUCAGAAUUUGCUCACAAACUGCAAAACAGCUUUGAGCACAACAAAGAGGUACUGGUACUUCAGAGAAACAUAACUUUUCAAAGUGAACUAUCCCCAGCUAACAGAAAUUUCCAUAGAAAUCAAAGGAAAGGAAAGGAAAAGGCUCUAUCUGAUGGAGAUAUUAAGGAAAGAUCAUCGAAAGAGGGAAAUGACAGCCACGAGAGUGUUGAAAGCUGCAACAGUGCUGGGUUGUUUUUAACACGCAAGAAGAGGCCAAGCUUUGAAGAAUGCUUGAUUUCUGGAAGUAAAAGAGUGAAGAAGCAAAUUGAAAAGACACCCUGUUCAACAUCCUAUAUAAGACAAGAUAGCUCAUUUAUGAACUGGAUAACAAGCAUGAUGAAGGGCUUCUCAAAACCGAUUCUAGAUGAGACACCUUCUCCUGCUCUUGUAAUUGCACCUCCUGAUCAAGGACAUCAGGACCCUAAUGAUCAGAAUCUUCUCGCAUGCAACAAGAAUCAAGAUCUAGGAUUAAAAAAUAUUGGCUUCCGAUCAAUUUUUCAGUCCUUAUAUGGGCCAAAGGUGAAAGGAGAAACAACAUCAUUGAAUGCCAAAAAUGAAAUUGGAGAAUCUAAGGAACAUGAGCUGGCUAACAAGAUGUGUAACAUUAAUGCUACGCCAACAGCCAUUCGUGGGGAUGAUGAUAACAAAGUCAAACCAUUUCUGCGGCCAAAUGAGAAGUUUGACUUACCAAUGUCUGGAAAUGGAGCAGCUUCAGCAACCCUGCCUAGGGUUUUUCCUUCAAAAUUCUCUACCUUUCAGAAAAUUGGAAAGACUAACUCCAGGGAGGAUAAAAAUUCAUGCAGAGUGGAAUUUGGUAGGGAAAAAAAUGAAACAAGCUCCACUUCCACUCCGUGUAAAGAUAAGAUUAGGAGUGCAGAGAACAUUGCUUCUGACCCACCAUCCGAAGGGAAGUCAUCUAAUGAUUUUAGCUACAGAAAUGAUCCUUUGGGAAGCUUGUGGAUAACUCGGUUUUGUUCAAAAACUUAUCGGCCCUUAUUAAACCCAGAUGAUUGUAGCCAGAGUAUUAGUGUGGGUGUUGAGUGCUCCAAUGAUUGCAUGAGGCUUCUUCCUUGUCCUUGGAAUCAUGAUGACAACAACCACAAAAGUUUGGCAUUGAAGGAGCACUCAGCUGAGGAUCCAAUGCCUGCUUUGGGUAAUGAAUCACAGAAACGUCCUGCUGAUACUGAGGCUGUCAUUGGUUCUAAAAGGAUGAAAUGCCAUAAUCAUCAGGAGUCUGCAUACAAACUGAACCCUAUAUUGCCUUCCCCAAAAUUUAGAAGUACAAUGGAAAUGUCUUCAAUCUUUGCAAGAAGAUUGGAUGCCCUCAAGCAUGUCAUGCCAUCAGAUGUAACAGAUAAUGCAAAUGAUGCGACAAUAACCUGCGUCUUUUGCGGCAUAGAAGGCCACCAUUUACAAGAGUGUUCUGAGAUAACAGAAAAUGAGAUUGAAGAUCUUCUAAGGAAUUCCAAUUCAUAUAAGGCAGCAAAAGAAUUUCCUUGUCUGUGCAUUAGAUGUUUCCAGCUCAAUCAUUGGGCUGUUGCAUGUCCUAGUGCUUCCUCAAGCGGGAAACAUCAAACAACAGGUGUUGCUUCUAUGGCUGGUCCUAGCAAAAUGCUGCAUAAGGAAGGCAAUAGAGAAAAUUUGAAGCUGCUGACUGGUUGGGGGAGACAAUUUCUAGCUGCUUGUGAUGAGAAUGAUCUUGGAAUACCAAAGCAUAGUAGAUGGAAGCCAAAGGAAGUGAUAGCCCCUGUAAAAACCAUAUCUAAUGCAAACCUAAUGAAGAAACACAUUGCUCCAAGUUUUGGGGUAAACUAUUCAAAAGAGCAGAAGAUCAUGCUAGUCAAAAGGAAACUUUCAGAUGUACCCAAAGGAAUCUUCAACACCAUAAAAGGCCUUCGUUUGUCACGCUCAGAUAUCCUAAAAUGGAUGAAUUCCUAUAUGUCAUUGUCACAUCUUGACGGUUUUUUCUUGCGGGUGCGGCUUGGGAAGUGGGAAAGACUGCAGGGAACUGGAUAUCAUGUGGCCUGCAUUACUGGGAAGCAAAGAGAGAAUUCACCACAGAAUGCCAAAAAUCCUGUGUGUGUAAACGUAGGUGGAAACAAAUUCUUAGUAGGGAGUCAAUACAUCUCCAAUCAUGAUUUCCUUGAGGGUUGGCAUAUUCUAACAGUAUAAGGUCAGGAAUGCCCCAUGUUGAUGGGUUCGAGAACUGGAUAAUUAUGCGAUUUAAAAAAAAAAGAGUAAAAUAUCAUAUAAACCUAACAAUGUGUAGACAGUGGAGUUUCCUAUAUCAUCAAAUAUCAAGCCAAUUGUUGUUAUGUUCCACCUUUAUAGUCAAUCUUAAUUUUUAGAUCCUUUAUCACAAUGAUAGUUUCAAUUGUCAUAAACAAGUCAAAGGGAUGUUGAUUGUCAAGGUGCCAUCCUACAAUUGGAAUUAACAGUAUUCUGAAUCUUGCUUGGUACCCAUACUAUGUGCAAUGGUGGAAUCCCAUCACAUUUUGCAGGAUGAGCUUAUGACAUGGUGGAAUGCAACCUCUACGGACGGUGGCAAGAUCCCAUCUGAAGAAGAUUUAACUGCAAAAAUCAAGAAGAAAAGAAUCUUAGGCUUAUAGCAAUCUGGUGAUUUCAGGAAUUAUCUAUGCAAGUCUCGGCCAAGUACAAUUGUAGGCACAGAUGAAGCCAGAGUGUGCAAGCUACAAAACGGGCGAGCCUCAUUGCAUUCUGUAUGUAAGUUUCUGAAAUCCUUCAUGUUUGGUUAUGUAAAGCAUGUAUGUCAAGCUGAAGUUAUGGAUUGUCCUCGAGUUGAUGAAGAAGAAAAUAUUUUUGUUUAUUUGUUUAGCCCAAGAUAAUCAUACUCCCGUUUUUAUGGAUUCAAAUGAUUUUGCUGGCCUGGACAGCAAACAAGUUGUCAGAAA